AUGGAUUUGGAAUGUAGGAUUAAAGCUUAUCGUUUUGUAGCUUAUUCUGCUGUAACAUUUUCUGUCGUUGCUGUAUUAUCUGUUUGUAUUACAUUACCAUUGGUUUAUAAUUAUGUAUAUCAUGUUAAAAAACAAAUGAAUGAUGAGAUACUUUUUUGCAAGGGUUCAGCAAAAGAUAUUUGGGAUGAAGUAAAUCAAUUGAAAGCUUUACCUGUUUUAUCUAACAAUCGUACAUCAAGACAAUCAGGAUAUUCAGAUGCUGGAGUUCAUGGUGGAACAAAAAUUUCUUCAAAUGUUGGAGGUCAAUGUGAUGGAUGUUGUUUACCUGGACCGCCAGGACCACCAGGAACACCAGGAAAACCAGGAAAACCGGGAAAACCAGGAGCACCAGGUAUGCCUGGAAAUCCAGGAAAACCACCACUUCAACCAUGUGAACCAGUUACACCACCACCAUGUAAACCUUGUCCUCAAGGACCACCAGGACCUCCAGGCCAACCAGGUCCACCAGGUGAACCUGGAACAUCAGGUCAACCAGGAAAUCCAGGUACAGAUGCACCACCAGGAGAACCAGGUCCAAAAGGACCACCUGGACCUCCUGGUGAACCGGGAACACCAGGAAUUCCAGGAGAACCAGGAACUCCAGCACCAAAUGAACCACUUAUUCCAGGAGAACCAGGUCCACCAGGUGAAUUAGGAUCUCAAGGACCUCAAGGUCCUCCAGGACCACCAGGAGCACCAGGAUCAGCAGGACAACCUGGGCCAAAGGGACCACCAGGUCCAGAUGGUUUACCAGGACAAGAUGGUCAACCUGGUAAUCCAGGACAACCUGGACCACCAGGUCCUCCAGGUGAAAGAGGAAUUUGUCCAAAAUAUUGUGCUAUUGAUGGAGGUGUAUUCUUUGAAGAUGGCACACGACGUCGCUAA
Messenger RNA from Strongyloides ratti, 924 nucleotides. RefSeq names its product Collagen alpha-5(IV) chain. Lineage: Eukaryota; Metazoa; Nematoda; Chromadorea; Rhabditida; Strongyloididae. Gene Ontology annotation, molecular function: structural constituent of cuticle. Bases 1 to 924 code for a protein of 307 amino acids. The transcript is spliced from 2 exons. The record is from RefSeq and is a predicted model, not a curated record.